GGAGCUUAGUAGGAGGAAACGGUACAGUUGGUCGACUGUUCCCAAGAAUACCGGCAUCAGCUCACCGGGAGCACAGCAGCUAUCUAUCUAGCAAGACAAAUCUCUGAAGCAGAGCUGAAGUCGUCCACAGAAACACGCUGCGUUUAAACCGAGCAGCACGUACAUGCUUCUGCUUGUGGACACGUCGGUGAAGGGCUCGGAGAUUACCGUUUCAGAUACACCGCUGCAGGAUGGAGACGCAGAUACAUGUGCCUGUCGGGUCACCGGUGAUUAGAAAAAUUCCCAUUUUCGUGGACGAACAAAACGUCGCGGAGGGGGCGAUGAAGCUCAUUAAAGAGCUGAGACCUGCGUGGGACCCGAGCCACGUCAAGACUAAGCUCUUUACUGAUGGAACCACCAACAAGCUGGUGGGCUGCUAUGUGGACGACAGUCAGGAGGAUGUUGUCCUGGUCCGAGUGUAUGGGAACAAGACAGAGCUGAUUGUGGACAGAGACAAUGAGCUCAAAAGCUUUCAGGUGCUACAUGCUAACGGUUGUGCUCCUCGUCUCUACUGCACCUUUCAAAAUGGCAUCUGCUAUGAGUUUAUGCAAGGAGAUGCUCUUGGGACGCAGGAUGUCAGGGAUCCCUCCCUGCUCAGACUGAUAGCCAGAGAAAUGGCUCGCAUCCACGCCAUCCAUGCACAUAAUGGCUGCAUCCCAAAACCCAACCUGUGGAUCAAGAUGCGAAAAUACUUUUCCAUUGUGGCCACAGAGUUCACCGACCAGGCGUCCAAUGCCAGAAUCCAGCAGGAGGUUCCCAGUAAGGCGUUGCUGGAACAGGAGAUGGCAUGGAUGAAGGAGCAUCUCUCUACUCUGGGCUCUCCUGUAGUGCUCUGCCACAAUGACCUGCUCUGCAAGAACAUCAUCCACAACAACAAAGAGGGUCAUGUUCGCUUUAUUGACUAUGAAUACUCCAGCUACAACUACCAGGCCUUUGACAUCGGCAACCACUUCAAUGAAUUUGCAGGUAUGGCUGAGCUGGACUAUGGACUGUACCCUAGUCAGGAGAUGCAGAUGACGUGGCUCAGAGUGUACCUGCAGGCAUACAAACUGUUCACCAAGAAAACCGAGGAGGUCAGUCCACGAGAGCUGGAGACGCUCUAUGUACAGGUCAACAAGUUUGCUUUGGCUUCUCAUUUCUUUUGGGGUUUCUGGGCACUCAUCCAGGCCAAAUACUCAUCAAUCGACUUUGACUUCCUCGGGUAUGCAGUGCUACGUUUCAACCAGUACUUCAAGACUAAACCUGCAGUGAUGGCUCUACAGAUCCCAGAAUGAGAGAAGACCAGGAAGCCAGGAGGAUGAGGAGGGAAGACCAGAGCGAGGGUGUAGUAGACUCUUCUCUGAGCCAGCUGUUGGUGGAUACUGCUCGAUCUACUUGGCAUCCCUUUUCUGCAACAAGCGCAAUUACUCUUUCAUUCCUCUGCACUUAGCUCCACGUCUGUCACGACUGUUGCUUGAAAAUUACAAAACUUAUAUGUGCGUGAGUGUGAUUGAAUAUGCUUUUACUUUAUGGAGAUAAACCCAAAAUGUCUUACUUUUCUUCUUAGGGCAACUGAACCAGGCAUUUUGAGCCGCUUUGAAGAGUCUGUGUUUAGGCUAGAGCUCACUGACUUCAGAUCUGCUUGACUCUCUGUCAUACUGGCGCCAAAAUGUUCCACGGCACUGGUAAUGAAGGUCUAUAAGGAGAGUUUGAUGAUGACAUUGACUUGAGUUUGUCUAGCUUGUCGUUCUAGUUAGAAGCUGACUUCAGGGCCACUUUGCCUGAUAUUCCUCACAUUGUUCGUUUGGUGUACGGACUGUGACCAUAGCGAGGCCAUUCCUCCGCUGCUUGGCGAUUUUUAAUACUGUAAUCCGUGUGACCUUCCCUAUUUUUGCUCCAUCUUUAGUGCUUGUAGCCCCAGAGAUCACCUGUUGGAGCUUCUGUCAGUACCUCUUCUAGUUUUUCCCAGCCAGCUGCUGCUCCUAGAAAUAUAUCAACUGUCUUUUCUUCGAGCAAGUGGGUUUUGUGUUUUGAAAGAAUGACCUACCAGACUCCCCAGUGUGUGGAACAGCAAAUGGACGAGUUUCAUAGUCUGGCUUUAGGUUGGGUCACCAUUGUGUUAUAGCAAUAAGUGACGGAGUUGCUGAAUGUACAUUUAUUUAUUUGUGUGACGACACUGGAUCAUUAACACCUCAGGUUAACAACUCUUCGGUUUGGGUUCUGUACUGUAGCACUGGAGGAGGAAGGCAGGAUAGAUGGUGUCAAUGUGACUUUAAACUUUGUGUGCAUUUCUGUCCUCCACCUUUUUGACUUUUAUGGUAGCAGAGAAUCGCUGUUAAACUCACCAGACCUCCAUGUCAAUGCCUCCUCCACCCUCUUUCUCUCCUGUCUAAGCUCACUCCUGAUGAUGCUACCUUUGAUCCACUUCCAGCUUCAGCUUUUUUCCCCAGCCUCUCUGUAUCUGUUGAGGCUGUGGCUGGAGCACCUGUUCCCCAGAGCAUCUUGACAUGGAAGCCCACACUGUAUUCCAUUUCUGUUCAUAUCCCAGAUUUGGAGCCAAGAGUUGUUAUAUAAGCAAACAUUACAUAAGUCACAUCUGGGGUCAAAUCAACCCUAGCUUUCAGAAAGAGGCAGGAAUGGGUUAUCUGGGGCUGUUCCAUUGUCAUCAGAUUACCAGUUCCUGUCAUGGAAAAAGAUUGCAUCACACUCUGUCAAGGUUACAAGUUCUCAUUCCACAAUCUGCUGAAAGCAAAACUGCCAAAACCUUACAAGGCAGUAUCUGGAUUCUUUGAACUCUGUGUCCAGUGUAAAGGUGCAGUCAGUCAAGUGCAAAGUGAGUUUUUUUUUUUUUUUUUUUAACCGGAACUUGUCCAUAAUUGGUGUUUAUUUGCCCCCUAACAGUCAAGAUGCCUCCUGUAGCGAUGUUAGCUGUAACCUAACUAGCACUGAGCAAGUCAACCUGUCUGUGUUUGGAUUCAACUCAGCAUCUGCCUGAAGUCUGAACUUACCAUAAAACUCUGUAUAGUUGUCACUUCUUCAGAAGAUCAGGUUUUAAUUCAUUCAAACUGUUUAAUUAGUUUGAGCUAUUUUGAAAUGAAGGCCGACAGGUCAACAGCUGAGUCUGCAGGACCACAGUCUGAUGUUUGAAUUGGAAGAAGCCCCGACAGUUUGAAUAUUUUCUCCCCAUCUUCAACGGACUUUAUCAGUUUUUACUUUAAAUUCAUAUUCAGUUUAUUUCCUUCCAGUCUGCCCUGGGAUGCAUGUCAAACACUCAGUGCUACUAAUUUAGUGUCACAAUGCACAUUUUGAUUUGACAUCGUGUCCUUAUUAAUAUAUUAACUUGUCCUUUUCCUCCACUGGCUACUGGGCCUCAUGCCAGAAACAUCAAUAUGUUUUCAGUUACAUGUUUAUUUGUUCUUUUCUUUAUGCACUGGGAUUCAAAACUUUCCCCCUCCAGUAUUUCCCUGACUGAAUCUUGCAGCAUUUGAUGGCAGUUUUGUGGUGUUGCUAAUGCUAAUAAUCACGUCUUUAUGAACCAAUAUUCAUCAGGUUAAAAAAAUAAAAAUCUGCUUCAGGUUUGUACAGUUCAGUCUUUACUUCCAACACUUAAAGGAGCAAAUCCCCACAGAAAGAGGAGUAGAAUAAGAGUCCUUAUAUCUUGCAUGAGGCCUUCCUAGUAAGACUUUGGCAUAAUAAGACACUGGCAGCUGCUUUUCCUUAUCUAGCUUCUUGCUACACACAAUUUGAAAAGAUCUUAAAAGUCCAGAUAUAUAUUCUGUCCUGUGUUUCACCCUGACAAACUCCCUGAAUAUUUAGAGCCUCACAGGCCCAUAGGGGGCGUCACUGAGGCCUAACCUUUGUCCUCUGCAGGUGUCGCGUAACUGGAAGGUUUAAUAAUUCACCACAUAAGCAGCACCAGGACAGACACUAACGGAUGCUAAUGGCUUUCAGUCAGAGAGGCUGCAUUUAUAUCUGAAGUAGGUCAGUGAUUUUUAUCUUCAGCAUUGAUGAUUGAGCCUCGUCAAUGAGAAGUAGAUCUCAUUUUCAGGUAGUGUGAGGCUAAAUGGGUUUAAGAGCUGCUUUGUGAAAGAUCAGCUCAGAUGAUGGCAGCAGUAAAGCUACCAGCUGUACUGUCUUUCUAAAACCCCACUCACCUACAUCAUUAAUGCAUUUGUUAAUUUGACAAUAAUCAAGAGACCGUUAUUUUAGGGGACUUACUGCAACAAAGUCCAAAUUGGUAAACUUGCUGCUUAAAACUCUGGUAGGAAUUUGGCCUAGGUGAAACAGGUAUUUAAACUCCAUGAAGGUUGACUGAACUGUUCAAUCCCCUUAACAGCUUUUGAAGAAAAUGUUUCCUUCAAAACAAUAUCUAUUAUCUUAGCAAAUGUGAAUGAUAAAGACUAAAGCUGAACAUCGGGUGACUAAGUUAGAAACACAUUCUACUGCAGAGACUGCAAAAACCAAGAUGUUUGGUACUACAAGGUCCAGAUCCAGAAUCCUCUUUGUGUUACUGAAAUUACUCAACAUGCUUCACGCACUGCAUUCCUAAAUCACUGAAACACUUGUCUUUGCAGUGUCUUUGGGCAAAGAGCUGUUCUGGAGACAUAGAACCAUACAUUAAAUUCACAUUCAAAAGUGAGAACAGAAGUGUGCAACCUCCUGUCAGAUCUUUAAAUGAGCAGCUGAAGAUCUUAGUUCCAGAGUUAACAGUGAUGUGACUGUACUGACAAACCCAGGUACACAUCUCCUCACUGCAGCGGGGUAGCUCAAACCACAAAUAUAAACCAUAAAUAUGCAAUGGACAUCUUAGCCUUACGUAUUACUUUGGAAUUCUAACGUGUGAGACAACAGUUUGUCCUAAAUGUUUGUGUUUCCUUCUUGGUAUUAGUAAUUUGAGUAGUCAUCCCCCCUUUAUCUGCAAACCCUUUGCAUGUGGAUUCGUAUGAAAUGAAUAUGGUUAAACAAGUAACAACUAAUUAGGCCUUUAAAGGUGAAGUCUAAUUCCAGACUUCUCCUUUAAGUAGGCAAAGUGAUCUUAAAUAAUAAGAGAUCUGUGAUAUUUAACCUAAGAAGGUUUUUCACUGUUGUACUGGCUGCACAGACAAAGAUAGAUGUUUGUUUCUUUUUAAAGUCUUGUUUUUGUUUUGACAUUACUCGAUGCAAAGAUGACUUUUUAAAAUUAGAUUCCAUCCCAGGUACGGUGCAUAUAUACUUCCAUGUUUAAAGCAGUCCAUUUAUUGAGUAAAUCUAGCGUUGCUUUUCCCAUCUUUUGUGGCUCUGGUGAGCUUCGGGGAAUUUGCAUUGCAUUUCUUUUUAGAUUAACUAUUUUUCUGUGUGAAUAUACCGGUUUAAUUAUAUGAACGACUGUACAGAAAAAAUUUUUUUUUUCUUUGUAUGCUGAUAUUUACUUUUUGUAAAUGCUUUGACUUAGAACGCUAUGUAAAGGGACCCAGCAUUCGGCUUCCAUUUAUCACUGUAAAUGUACGUAUGUAGUGGGAAAGGAGAGGCUUAUGGCAGACAGAGGAUGUACAUAUUGUGUAAAGCGUACUGUACAAUGAUCCUUCACACCUCUGUGGGAGUUGCAAGAAGAAUUAUUUAACAGUUUGUAGUAAAUAUUUCCAUUAAAAAUAUUAAAAAGUUUUUUCAAAAA
Messenger RNA from Amphiprion ocellaris (clown anemonefish), 5668 nucleotides. It is a transcript of the gene etnk2, whose product is annotated as ethanolamine kinase 2. The transcript is spliced from 9 exons. Gene Ontology annotation, cellular component: cytoplasm. Gene Ontology annotation, biological process: phosphatidylethanolamine biosynthetic process. Lineage: Eukaryota; Metazoa; Chordata; Actinopteri; Pomacentridae. Gene Ontology annotation, molecular function: ethanolamine kinase activity. The record is from RefSeq and is a predicted model, not a curated record. Bases 231 to 1313 code for a protein of 360 amino acids.